This is a messenger RNA of Eremothecium sinecaudum, 663 nucleotides long. It is a transcript of the gene CBC2, whose product is annotated as nuclear cap-binding protein subunit CBC2. The transcript has a single exon. Bases 1 to 663 code for a protein of 220 amino acids. Gene Ontology annotation, biological process: mRNA cis splicing, via spliceosome. The record is from RefSeq and is a predicted model, not a curated record. Gene Ontology annotation, cellular component: nuclear cap binding complex. Lineage: Eukaryota; Fungi; Ascomycota; Saccharomycetes; Saccharomycetales; Saccharomycetaceae. Gene Ontology annotation, molecular function: RNA cap binding.
AUGUCACUAGCGGAAUUUGAUGAACUAAAAUGGGACCAUUCGUGUGAUCGUUUAGAUGUCCCUUCUAAUUACUUGAAGCGAAAAGCAAGAAAAACUCCUACAGGACUAGAGGAACUUCGUAAAUCGAUGGUCUCUGCCACAAUUUAUGUGGGUAAUCUCUCGUUUUACACAUCUGAGGAACAACUUUACGAAUUAUUUAGCAAAUGUGGGACCAUUGAGAAGAUAAUUAUGGGUUUAGAUCGUUUCAAGUUCACUCCUUGUGGAUUUUGUUUUAUAAUCUACCAGACACCGGAUGAGGCGCUGGCCGCGCUGAAGUACCUUUCAAAAACUAAGUUAGACGAUAGAGAAAUUACAAUCGAUCUAGAUCCCGGCUUCGAAGAAGGCAGACAAUUUGGGAGAGGUAAGAACGGAGGUCAAGUCAGCGAUGAACUUCGGUUUGAAUACGAUGCAUCGAGAGGUGGGUUCUACGUCCCUCUUGAGAACAGGAUUGGUGCCGUCAAUAACUUUGGUGCUAGGCGUAUCAGGGAACCCAAUAAACAUCAUCACUAUCACCAUCACGGUCAUCAUCAGCAUCAUCCUCACCACCAGCAACAGCCUCUAUCGGAAAAGAUAAACCCAAUGGAAGUGGAAGAGGAGCUAGAUAGUUAUAUACCUGGUCAAUGA